CUCUUCCCAACCCCUCCCUGCCCUAUUUCCCAUGAGCCAGUGCGGCCGCUUCCCAUCAUGCUCCUGGGAGGGCCGCCAUGGAGUUCAGCGCAGAGACGCUCCGCCAGCAGCUCGGCAAGUAUAAAUUCCGAGAUCUCACCAUCGAGGAACUGAAGGACCUGAACAGAACCUUCCCCUCCUUCAUCUUCUCAAUGGAGACCUAUACAUUUAGAGACGGAUCCCAGAAGGACCUGCUCAACCUCACAGGGACUGUUCCCAUGAAACACCAGGGCACAACGUAUAACAUUCCCAUCUGCCUGUGGAUUCUGGACUCCCACCCAUUUGCCCCCCCACUCUGCUUUUUGAAACCGUCCGGUAACAUGGGGAUCCGGGUUGGGCGACACAUCGAUGCGCAGGGAAGGAUUUAUCUGCCGUAUUUACAGAACUGGAGCCAUCCCAAGUCCACGGUCACUGGCCUCAUACGGGAAAUGGCGGUGAAGUUUGAGGAGGAGCUGCCAUUGUACUCACUGUCGGCUGAGGAUGGCGCCAGGCAGAGGGAGUUACUGUCCUACAUUGCCCAGGUUACGGAUGGGGUUUCCAGUAUGGAUGUAAAGGCGCCAAGUCGUGCCAAGGUCACUGUGAUUGGCGGAGGAGAUAUGGCACUGGCCUGCUUAUUGGCUGUAUCUGCGAAGGGCACCGCAGGGAAACUGCUUCUUCUCGACCCGACAGAUGGUGAAGCCGCAGGAGGAGCAGCUGCCGACCUUGAAAUCUUCAGCCUCCCAAAUGUACAAGUCACCAAAGAUUUCUCUGCGAUCGCCGGCUCUGCCAUAGUGAUUGUCACGGUCAAUUCCUGGAGCAACUCCCAGUCCUACGUUGGCGUCCUACAGAGCAACGUGGAGCUGCUGCGUGGCAUUCUACCCUCCGUGGCACAUCACUGCCCCAAGUGCCUUCUACUGGUGGCCUCACAGCCAGUUGAGAUCAUGACUUACGCCACAUGGAAGCUGAGUGGGUUCCCUCACAAUCGAGUUCUUGGCAUCGGCUGUAACUUGGAUUCGGGGCGGUUCCGCCAUGUGAUUGAGAAGUUGGCGGAUUCUGAGGAGGGGGCACAGGGAGCCUGGAUUAUUGGGGAGCAGAGUGACAACAAAGUGGCUGUUUGGGGGGCUCCAGACUCAUCUGCCAACCGUCAGACUCCCUGCAAAUUGUACCCCAAAAUCUUCCAGGAGCAGCUGACAAGCAGAGCUUUGGAGAUCCUUAAAGGGAAGGGGCAGCGCUCAUGGUCUGUCGGCCUCUCUGUGGCUGAUAUCACCGACACCCUCGUACAGAAUAAAGGCAAAGUACAUUCUGUCUCUGCACUUUGUAAGGGACAAUUCGGGGUGCAGGAGGAGGUGUUUCUCAGCAUCCCGUGCGUAUUGGGGAGCGCGGGGGUGACGGGGGCGGUACAGACGCUGCAGGACGAGGCUCAGAUUUGGGAAACGUUACAGAGAAGUGCGGCAGCCAUAGAAUCUGUGCAGCAACAGCUGAGACUGUGAGGGGGCGGGACCCUGCGAUGGCCAAUCCCGUUGAAUGCUGGGAACUCAUUUUGGGAAGGUUCCAGACUGGAGGUGGAGCUUCUCCCUUUAUUCGCCAAUCAGAUUUGUUGUCUUUAUUUUUAUACCAAGAAUGUACAUUUUUUUCUACAGACUCUUCUGUGUUGGGGGAAUCGUGGUGCUGCUUUAUACAGCCAAUCAUACAGCUGCUCUCUCUCCUUGACUGGGCACAUGGUUUGUCUGCCCAUUGUUUAAUAAAUAGCUGCUGGUGCAUUCUGGGAUAAGGGCACUGGUUAUUAUGGGAUGUUCCCCCCCUAACCAUAGUGGCAACUAUCUGGCUAUUGGGGGUUGCUGGGAGUUUUAGUUUAACAUUAUCUGAGGGAUCUCCAUUUGCUUAUUUCUGGCCUAUAAAUAAAGGGCAAGUUCACCCCUGUGUGGGAGGUACUGGCACAGGCAGCGGGGUAACUAUACAAACCCUGGGAAUGGCGCCCUCUGUGGGGUAUAAGGGCCACUGUGCCCUGGCAUUCUGGGAGCUGCUAUACACUCACGGUAACAUAGUGUGUAUAUAUAUAGUGAUCCUACCCCCAUUAACUGCCCCUUCCCUAGUGACGAGGUUCCCCCAACCCAUAGGUACCAUAGCAGCUGAGAGUGAGUGUGAGUGAGUGUGAGCGAGUCUGAGUGAGUGUGGCUAGCACUGCACUCAGCUCUCUCAGUAGCCGGGGGUGCAUCCCAUCUGGCCCUGGGGCCUUGUUCACAAGGGGUAGUUCACAAGGGGUAGUUCACAAGGGGUAGUUCACAAGGGGUAGUAUGUUACAGAAUGCCCCAUUUCCAGCACCAUUGCAAUUGGUUUCAUUGAUUUAUUUUUUAUAGUUUUUGAAAUAUUUCUCCGCCUCCUUUCAAAA
This is a messenger RNA of Xenopus tropicalis (tropical clawed frog), 2407 nucleotides long. RefSeq names its product UEV and lactate/malate dehyrogenase domains (gene uevld). Lineage: Eukaryota; Metazoa; Chordata; Amphibia; Anura; Pipidae. Gene Ontology annotation, molecular function: catalytic activity; oxidoreductase activity; oxidoreductase activity, acting on the CH-OH group of donors, NAD or NADP as acceptor. The record is from RefSeq and is marked provisional. Gene Ontology annotation, biological process: protein transport.